AUGGGGCGUCGCGACGUCACGCCUCCAACACAUGGUGCACUGCAAGGCAACUCGUCGCUCAGAAGACAUGGUUCUCACUACGAGAAGGCGCAGGGCGGGUUGUGUUUCGCGUUGGGGCCUCGUGGUGGCGUUGGUGGCGCUGGCGGUCUGGCCAGCGGCGGACGCAGCCCCUACGCAAGUAUUGCAACGCACCAAACAGCAGCCUAAGACCUUCGGCCAAGGCGACGCCAUGGAGUUUCUGAAGAAGUACGGCUACUUGGGCAAAGGUGGCUUCAACGCAAAGGGUACAACAGGAGCCCUUCUUGCAGAAGACACCUUCAAGGACGCCAUCAAAGCCUACCAGGCCUUCUCAGGGCUUCCUGUCACAGGUAUCCUGGACGCGGCCACCGUGCAGCUCAUGCGAACGCCGCGAUGUGGUGUGAAAGACGUCAACCCUGCAGAGCCUGCGAGGGGCAGGCACAAACGAUACGUCCUCGAAGGCAGCAAGUGGUGGAAGCACGCGCUCACCUACCGCGUGAGCCAGCCGCUCGCCGCCGCGUACACCGCCCCCUCUAGCGGUGGCCUGGGCUCGUGGCUGGGCAGCUGGCUGGGGCUGGGCGGCGGCGGCAGCGGUGGCGCCGCCAAGAACGUCCGCGGCGGCGGGAAGAAGCUGGAGGCGGCGGCGGCGGAGGCGGCGGUGGAGCGGGCGCUGGGCGUGUGGGCGGAGCGGUCGGGC
This is a messenger RNA of Gryllus bimaculatus (two-spotted cricket), 715 nucleotides long. Lineage: Eukaryota; Metazoa; Arthropoda; Insecta; Orthoptera; Gryllidae. The record is from the annotation of a GenBank genome assembly.